CCUAGACAUAUAUAAAUGAAAAGCCAGUGAAUUAGGGCUUUCUCUCACUUGUUGAAGCCGCUUCUUCUUCUUCUUCCUCACUGUAGCUCGUCGUCGCUACACCAUCUGAAGACCCCAAACCAUGGCUGUCGGGAAGAACAAGAGGAUUUCAAAGGGUAGGAAAGGAGGAAAGAAGAAGGCUGUUGAUCCUUUCUCCAAGAAGGAUUGGUAUGACGUGAAGGCCCCUGCUUCAUUCACCAACAGGAAUGUUGGCAAGACUCUUGUUUCCAGGACUCAGGGUACCAAGAUUGCCUCUGAGGGACUGAAACACAGGGUUUUUGAGGUUUCUCUGGCUGAUUUACAAGUAGAUGAGGAUAAUGCCUACAGGAAGAUCCGUCUUAGAGCUGAAGAUGUUCAGGGAAGGAAUGUCUUGACCCAGUUCUGGGGUAUGGAUUUCACAACCGACAAGCUAAGGUCAUUGGUGAAGAAGUGGCAGACUUUGAUUGAAGCCCAUGUCGAUGUGAAAACCACAGACGGCUACACCUUGAGGCUGUUCUGCAUCGCCUUCACAAAGAGACGUGCUAACCAAGUGAAGCGUACUUGUUACGCUCAAUCCAGCCAAAUCCGUCAGAUUCGCAGAAAGAUGAGUGAGAUUAUGGUGAAGGAGGCUUCAUCUUGUGACCUCAAAGAGCUUGUGGCCAAAUUCAUCCCAGAGGCCAUUGGAAGAGAGAUUGAGAAGGCAACACAGGGCAUCUACCCGUUGCAAAACGUUUUCAUCCGUAAAGUGAAGAUCCUAAAGGCUCCCAAGUUUGACCUUGGAAAGCUCAUGGAGGUGCAUGGAGAUUACACAGCAGAGGAUGUUGGUGUGAAGGUAGACAGGCCAGCUGAUGAGACAAUGGCUGAGGAACCAACAGAAAUCAUCGGAGCUUAGAGGACUAUAGAUUUGUUUGUUUUUCGCUGGCAAAAAAAAAAGAACCUGAUGUUAUGUCGCCAUUUGUGUGACUGGUUUUGGAUUCGUUUUUGAUGGAUAUCUAUAACUCUCUUAUUGUUUAUCAUGUGUUACCUUUUUUUAUAUUAAACUCCUUAGUUCUACUUUUCAUUACUGGA
Messenger RNA from Arabidopsis lyrata subsp. lyrata, 1086 nucleotides. RefSeq names its product 40S ribosomal protein S3a-2. NCBI's taxonomy places the organism in Eukaryota, Viridiplantae, Streptophyta, Magnoliopsida, Brassicales, Brassicaceae. Gene Ontology annotation, cellular component: cytosol; ribosome. Bases 122 to 910 code for a protein of 262 amino acids. Gene Ontology annotation, biological process: translation. Gene Ontology annotation, molecular function: structural constituent of ribosome. The record is from RefSeq and is a predicted model, not a curated record. The transcript is spliced from 7 exons.